AUGCCCGAGGAACCGUCAGUUCCAUCUCUCACCGACAUCCGAACUCGUGUCCGCGAGAAGUUCGGUCAGCGUCCAUGCUUAUGGCAGCUACAGGCUGUACAGGCUAUCCUGCGGCGCGACAAAGAUGUUGUGUGCAUUGCUGGCACCGGGUCGGGGAAGACCCUUACAUUCUGGAUGCCGCUACUCUUC
Messenger RNA from Gloeophyllum trabeum ATCC 11539, 189 nucleotides. RefSeq lists its product as uncharacterized. Lineage: Eukaryota; Fungi; Basidiomycota; Agaricomycetes; Gloeophyllales; Gloeophyllaceae. The annotation marks the transcript as partial. The record is from RefSeq and is a predicted model, not a curated record. Gene Ontology annotation, molecular function: ATP binding; nucleic acid binding. The transcript has a single exon.